AUGAACGGCCGAGGAAUUCAGAUGUAUAUGCGUCUCAACAACUACAUUCUGUCUAUCAACAACAUCGCCACGGCAGAGGUAAUGAAUAUGGGCCUUGAUCCUAAGGCUCUCACUGAUAUGCUGAAGGUUUCGAUCGGGCGUUGCUGGCCGGUGGAAGUUAACAACCCCGUCCCAGGUGUGAAUAAAGUUGCUCCCGCGUCUAACGAUUAUGAACCGGGUGGGACCGUGGCAAUUGUCAAGAAGGGUCUUGGACUGGCGAUAAGUGAAGCAAGGCAUCCAAUGCUGCGUUAA
Messenger RNA from Penicillium subrubescens, 291 nucleotides. RefSeq lists its product as uncharacterized. Gene Ontology annotation, molecular function: 3-hydroxyisobutyrate dehydrogenase activity; NAD binding. Gene Ontology annotation, biological process: L-valine catabolic process. The transcript has 2 exons. The coding region runs from base 1 to 291 and encodes 96 amino acids. The record is from RefSeq and is a predicted model, not a curated record. Gene Ontology annotation, cellular component: mitochondrion. NCBI's taxonomy places the organism in Eukaryota, Fungi, Ascomycota, Eurotiomycetes, Eurotiales, Aspergillaceae.